CUUGUACAUUACUUGUACAGUAAUUACGGUAAUUAAUGUCAACAAUUCAGGAACUGACUUGUUAUAAGAAUUUAAAUCGCUCCUUCCUCCUUUUAUGCGGAUAGUUUUCAGUUUUUAGUUUUUACUGUACUUUUUAGUUUUUACAGUUUUUAGUGACUUUUUACCAUGUCUCCAGUGAAAAGCCACUACCACGGCGGUAAAUUAAGAGGCUGUCAUCGUAGCUUGCAUCUCAGGCGGGUCGCUUUGCAGCAGCGUGUAUUUUGGUGCGAAUGGACUGCCACGCAGCGCACAUAGCACUUCUGGCCAACUGCAACGUAAACACUGCACUGACAGCAGUUGCAAAAACGUGUUUUGGAAUUUUCACGAUCUUUGUAUUUACGGUAAUUUACCAACGUUUUCCUUUUCUCGCUACCGUGCACGUGGAUGAUUCUGCUUUCCUGAAUAAAUCUUACUCCUGCAAAAAUGUCCGUCUCGGGUGGGAUCUUUCGCUGGCUGGAUAUUCUGGAAGCGGAGUUUGAUCGCGCGCACGUGGAAGUGGAUCUGGCGCUGCGCGAACUGGAGCCGGACGAGUACAAUCUGGCGGCCAACAUCCGCGAGAAGCUGGCCACGUUGUGCGCCACGUUCACGCAGCUGAGCGAGAAGGCGCAGUCCAUCUUCCAGAACAACUGCAGACUGGAGGCGCAGCUGUACAGUCUGCGGGAGGAUGUGACGGAGGCGCGCACACAGUGCUCGCUGAUCGAUAGCGAACGCCGCCAGCUCCUCUUCGAGGUGCACGAAGCCCAACUGCAGCACCCGGCCACGCAGCAGCAGGACGCCCACCAAGCGCAACGGGUUAGCCGCAGUCUGGGCGAUGGAAAAGUGGCCGUGAGCGAAAAGCGGGCGAGCGAUGAGCGAUUACGCGCGGAGAACACGCAGUUGAGCAAGGAGAACGUGCAGCUGCGGCAGUGGCUGAUGGACACGGAGAGCGAGCUGUUCGCUGCACUCCUGGCCGCACGCUACCUUGACAAAGAACUCGCCGGAAGAAUUCAGCAGAUUCAGCUGCUGGCCCGCGAUCUACGUCCGGAAGAUCAUGAUCGCCUAUGGAGUCAGUUGGAAGCCGAAAUCAACCUCCAUCGUCAUAAAACCAUUACGCAAGCCUGUCGUCAGCGUGGACGUCGGCGCCACACGGGCGGAUCGGCUCGCACGGACCGCCAGCGCGCUCAGGUGGAGCGCAGUGUGGCCGGGAUCGUCCGGGAAGUGGAGAUCUUCAAGGGCGCCGGGCAGAGCCUGGGUUUAACCAUCACGGGUGGGCAGGAGCACGGCGUGCCGGUGGUCAUCUCGGAGAUCCAGGACCAUCAUCUGGCCGCCCAGAGCGGCGCCUUCCUGGUGGGCGACGCCAUCCUGGCCGUCAACGGCGUCGAUCUCCGCAGCGCCAAGCAUUCCGACGCGGUGAAAGUGUUGUGCCAACUGAGUGGGAAUAUCACCUUUGAACUGCUGUACGUCAGCGGGGAUUCCGAUUCGGAAGAUGAAGCGGACGGAGAGGGUUUUGUCGACCCGGAGCAGCUGCCGGUGACCACCGGGCCGGACGCUCCGUACGACCAUCACAACGGGCAUGAUGCGCAUUAUUACGCUGAUCUGCUGGUCAAGAAUGGCAUCCGCCAGCAACGGUCUGACUCGGUGUCGGCCAACGUGUUCGACCCGCACGCCCCCUCCCCGGCCCCGGCCCCGCACCCCACCGCCAACGGCCAUCCCGGGGCGGGGGCGCGGCCCCGCCCGGACGCCAGCUACGCCGUGACCUCCACGCACUCGUCGCCGGUGCACUCGCGAUCGCCCUCGCGCGGCAGUGUCAGCGGGCGGCGCCGGCUGCGCUUUCCGGGCCGCGCCUUCCCGGUGCACCUGCGCAACACCCAGUCCACGGAGAUCCACUGAGGGAUUCGCUAAUAAACGUGCUCGCGCUGAACUGGUAUUUUUUUUUGCACAUUAUUACGGCUUUCUCUGUACUGCACUCCGGUGUUCUGCGCUGUUUUUUGUAUUGAUCUUGGGGGUUGUACGGUGAAUGGGAAUGGUUGCUUAUUGGUUAGUUUUGUCAAGGAAUCCCCGGUUACAAAAAUUACAAA
Paramacrobiotus metropolitanus is the source of this 2096-nucleotide messenger RNA. RefSeq names its product Golgi-associated PDZ and coiled-coil motif-containing protein-like. Gene Ontology annotation, cellular component: trans-Golgi network transport vesicle; Golgi apparatus; membrane. Gene Ontology annotation, molecular function: transmembrane transporter binding. The coding region runs from base 463 to 1908 and encodes 481 amino acids. The record is from RefSeq and is a predicted model, not a curated record. Lineage: Eukaryota; Metazoa; Tardigrada; Eutardigrada; Parachela; Macrobiotidae. The transcript is spliced from 10 exons. Gene Ontology annotation, biological process: negative regulation of protein localization to cell surface.